This is a messenger RNA of Equus quagga, 2082 nucleotides long. It is a transcript of the gene CAPN14, whose product is annotated as calpain 14. Gene Ontology annotation, molecular function: calcium-dependent cysteine-type endopeptidase activity. Lineage: Eukaryota; Metazoa; Chordata; Mammalia; Perissodactyla; Equidae. Gene Ontology annotation, biological process: proteolysis. The record is from RefSeq and is a predicted model, not a curated record. Gene Ontology annotation, cellular component: cytoplasm.
AUGUCUCUGUGGCCAUCUUUCCGAGGCAGAUGGAAGCUGGGGCGGAAGGACUCAACGGGGGGCUCCUCGCAGCUCCCCAAACAGGACUACGAGGCCCUCCAGGAAAGGUGCCUGAGGGACAGCUGUCUCUUUGAAGACGACAGCUUCCCGGCCACCCUGAGCUCCAUCGGCAGCGGACCCCUGCUGCGGAAGCUGCCGCGCCGCCUGCAGUGGAGGAGGCCGCCGGAGCUGCACAGCAAUCCCCAGUUCUAUUCUGCCAAGGGCAAAAGGUUGGAUCUGUGCCAAGGAGUGGUAGGCGACUGCUGGUUCUUGGCUGCUUUGCAAGCUCUGACUCUGCACCGGGACAUCCUGAGUCGGGUAGUUCCACUAAAUCAGAGUUUCACUGAGAAGUAUGCUGGUAUCUUCCAGUUCUGGUUCUGGCACUUUGGGAAGUGGGUUCCUGUGGUGAUAGAUGACCGACUGCCUGUGAAUGAGGCUGGCCAACUGGUCUUUGUCUCUUCUACCUACAAGAACUUGUUCUGGGGAGCUCUUCUGGAAAAGGCCUAUGCUAAGCUCUCUGGCUCCUAUGAAGACUUGCAGCUUGGACAGGUAUCUGAGGCCCUUGUGGACUUCACCGGAGGGGUGACAGUGACCAUCAACCUGGCAGAAGUCCCUGGCAACCUCUGGGACAUCCUAACCCGAGCCACCUACAGCAGGACACUCAUUGGCUGCCAGACUCACUCAGGGGAGAGGGUGCUGGAGAACGGGCUGGUGGGUGGCCAUGCCUAUACUCUCACAGGAAUCAGGAAGGUGACCUGGAAACAUGGACCUGAAUAUCUAGUCAAGCUGCGGAACCCCUGGGGGAAGGUGGAAUGGAAAGGAGACUGGAGUGACAGCUCAAGUACAUGGGAGCUACUGAGCCCCAAGGAGAAGAUUCUGCUGCUGAGAAAAGAUGAUGGAGAAUUCUGGAUGACACUGCAGGACUUUAAAGCACAUUUCAUGCUUCUGGUCAUCUGUAAACUGACCCCAGGCCUGCUGAGUCAGGAGGUGGGCCAGAAGUGGGCGUACACCAUGAGGGAGGGGAGAUGGGAGAAGGGGACUACGGCAGGUGGCCGGAUGAAGUCGUCCCGAGACACAUUUUGGAAGAACCCACAGUUCCUGCUAUCCGUCUGGAGGCCCCAGGAGGGCAAGAAGCUCCAGAUGCCCUGCAGAGUGCUGGUGUCCCUGCUCCAGAAGCCCAGGCAUAGGCACCGCAACCAGAAGCUUCACUUCGCCAUCGGCUUCUAUGUUUUUAGGGUGAGCAAGGACUAUGAAGACCAGAGGAGACUGCCUCGUGGGUUCUUCUGGAAAAAUGCUCCUGUGAGUUGGCCUAAGGAGUUUCUCACAGAGAAAGAAGUGAGCCAGGAGCUGUGGCUGGAGCCAGGGACAUACCUCAUCGUGCCCUGCACAUCUGAGGCCCGCCAGGAGUCCGAGUUCGUCCUCAGAGUCCUCUCCAGGAAGCACGUCUUUUAUGAAAUUGGAAGCAAUUCCAGUGCUGUGUUCUCUAAGGAAACAGGAGACCAAAACAGAGGGCAGGAUGAACUCUUCACCAAACUCUUUGAGAAGCAUCCAGAAACAAAUGCAGCUCAACGGCAGAAGAUCCCAAACCACUUGACCUCGUCAAGGCUGGGGAGCACCCAGCUCCUCUUCAGUCUCAACACCUGCCAGGGGAUCCUGGCCCUACUGGACAUAUCUUUUCAGCUUAAAGCGUCAGGUACCAUGUGUAUCCAGGAAUUCAGCGACCUGUGGAAGCAGCUGAUGCUCUCCUUUGGUGUGGGUUCUUUACAGGAGGUUUUCCACAAGCAAGACAGUAGCCGGUCAGGAUACCUGAAGUGGGCCCAGCUGCAGGCUGCCAUGAGGGAGGCAGGAAUCGUGCCCAGCGAUGAUGUCUGCCAGCUGAUGCUUAUCCGCUACAGCGACCCCAGCCUCCAAAUGGACUUUGUCAGCUUUGUCCACUUGAUGCUGUGUGCCGAGAACAUGGAGGAUGUCUUUCAAAAUUUAACCCAAGAUGGCAAAGGGAUAUACCUCCAGAAGCCAGAGGGAGGACUUUCUCCAUGGGGUUGA